Molecule: messenger RNA, 5325 nt
Organism: Chelonia mydas (Green sea turtle)
Lineage: Eukaryota; Metazoa; Chordata; Testudines; Cheloniidae
Product: ephrin-A2
Exons: 5
Coding region: 76-945 (289 amino acids)
Biological process (GO): osteoclast differentiation; axon guidance; ephrin receptor signaling pathway
Cellular component (GO): plasma membrane
Molecular function (GO): ephrin receptor binding
Source: RefSeq, a predicted model, not a curated record
CCGGGCCAUUUCCGGUGCGUUGGCCUCUGUCUGAGUCCGAGGCGCGCGUGUCCCGGUAGUUGCCGUGCGUCCGCCAUGGUCCCGCGGGAGCUCGGUGGCCUCCUGCCCCUGCUGCUCUUCCUGCUCGGCGCCUGCGCGGUGUCCAGCUCCCCCGGGCCGGGCGGGACCUCGCCGCCCCCGGGCACCCCCGCCGUCGCCAACGGGACAGGGCCGGCCGGGAACCACAGCGACAGCGGGGUCCGGGGCCUGGACCUGCUGGGCGGGCGGCUGCCCGCGGUGCAACGGGGCUUCUACGUGCUCAGCGGCCUCUGCGUGCUGGCCGCGCUCUACUUCCUGGUGCGGGCGCUGCGGUUGAAGAAACCUCAGCGGAAGAAGUAUGGUCUCCUUUCAAACUAUGAUGAAAAUAUGGAGUUGGGUUCUCUGGACAGCGAUGAAGACACAGUGUUUGAAACAAGAAAUCUGAGACGGUUCCAUCGGGGGGACUACACGGUGGAAGUGAGCAUCAAUGACUACCUGGAUAUCUACUGCCCUCACUAUGAGGACCCCUUCCCGGUGGACAAGAUGGAGCGGUAUAUCCUGUACAUGGUCAAUUACGAGGGCCACGCUUCCUGCGACCACCGGCAGAAAGGCUUCAAGCGCUGGGAGUGCAACAGGCCCGACUCCCCCAGCGGGCCCCUGAAGUUCUCAGAGAAGUUCCAGCUCUUCACUCCCUUCUCUCUAGGAUUUGAGUUCAGGCCAGGGAACGAGUAUUACUACAUCUCUGCUCCUCCCCUUAACAUGGUGGACAGGCCCUGCUUAAAGCUGAAGGUUUAUGUUCGACCAACGAAUGACUCCCUGUAUGAAUCUCCGGAGCCUAUUUUCACCAGCAAUAACUCCUGCUGCAGCCUCAGGGUCCCGCACCUCAUCCUCGUGGUACCGGUGUUUUGGACUAUUCUCACCUCCUAGCCCCGAGAGGAGAAAACAAAGGAAGAGGGGAGUGGUUUGGCAGGGAAAGGAGGAGAGAGACGGACACACGCAGGAGAAGAGAUGCGUUCUCUCUGCCUCCGGGGAGAAUGAACUCUCUCGAGCCAGCCUUUUGCUUUGUUUUUAAAAAGUUUUCUCUUUUUCACAAUAACCUUUGAACUGCGACUCCUGAGCUGGGAGGUGGGUUGGGCAGGGACACGAACAAGGAUUUUUUUCCUAUCCUGGCCUUAUUCCCAGCUCGGAGAAUUUUUGUUCCUGGCGUGGAUUCACUUGGAAGAAGGCUGCAAAAUUUCUACCAAUGUACAAAAUAACACCCCUGCCCUGCACCCCAGCACUCUGGUUUGGGGGUGGGGGCGGGGAAUGACAAAAUACCAGUGGAAAAGAGCAGUGGGGGGAUCGGCGCUGCUUUCCUGCUUCCGGGAUGGCCCACUUUUCAUGGUGCUGGCGCUCAGCUCACUUUGACCCUCCUUGUAGGACUUUGCUUUUGAAAUUUCUAGACCAAAUAUUAGAAUCCUUAUUUUAUUUUUUUUUAUUUUUUUGAGUGCUUUUCUCGCACUUCUUGAGACUUAGCCACAAAACGAGACCCCCUCCCCCAUCCGUGGUUCAGAAAUCUCCAUGAGCAGCGUUCCCUUCCAAGCCGUCAAGGAAUGCAGGAUCAGGGGCUAGCUUGGGCUUUCCUUCCCAGGUUUUCCGUGAUGCUCAGACCCUGGCUGCAAGCAGGGGAGCUGGUGGCUGGCAAACAAACAAGGUGCCCGGACUCUGGGACGUGCCGGAUGCAGGCCGAGAACGGCAGUGCUUACACUGCAUUGGAGUCUUUCCCAAACUAGCCCAGCUGUUUGCCAUUGCUCGUACCGCUGGACUCAGGGCCACCUGGACAGAGCGGUGCCAAUAUCUUAAUGCUCCUUUCAGGCUUAUGUUUUGGAGGCAGGGGGCCAAGAUGGAAACAGGCCAUCGAAGGCUUUAUGGAGGAGCGCUGACCUGGCUUCGUUGUCAGAACCUUGUGGGACGACUGUACUGUUUUCAUAGAUAUGUGGGUUGUUUCUUUGGGCGGGGGGAGGGUUGGUUUUCUUGUGGGAGGGAUGGGCAGGUAUACACAUAAGCCAGCCAAAUGUAAUUGACCCUGCAAUUGACGUCCUUGGAAAAGCAAGGAGCAACGCCUGCAGAAGGGUUACUGGGCCCAGUGAAGACAGUGGGAGAAUGCGGGGGGAAGGGGGGGUUGCCACUGAGGUCACUGAGAGCAGGAUCAAAAAUCUAGUUUGGGAAAGGGGCAUCUGGAGGUUGAGCAGAAAGGCUUGGGGUGGGGGGUGUUAAUGUCAGGAAUGUAACCAGUCUGGGGUGGGGCUAGAAUUUAGAAGAGGCUCUGGCUGGUUACCACCUCCCCAUGGCGCAAAGGGGAAUUAAGUGGGCAGGGGAUGCAGAGGGAGCCUAGGGCCUUCGGAGGGCAUCUGGGUUGAACUCACUCUUGGGCAGAGCCCUUCCAUGGCUCACGCAAGCCACUAAACUAGGCCGUGCACAGGUGAAGUUCACCCUCCUGGGUUCCCAAAGCUAAAAAUUCCGCCGGUUGACAUCAGCAUCGCUCCACUGACUUACGUCCGUUUACACCAGCUGAGGAUCUGGCCCCAAAUCUUUGCCUAAUACCUUCCUCCUCUCACAUCGCUGACUCCGUACUUGGGUUUUAAUUCGCUCCCAGCACUGACGGCAACGUUUCCCUCUCCCCUCCCUGCUUCCCCCAAGUCCCUUUGAGAAAGCAGUGCCCCUUCCUACAUAACCCCGCUGAUCCAUAGAUUCAUAGGUAGAUAUUUAGGUCAGAAGGGACCAUUGUGAUCAUCUAGUCCGACCUCCUGCACAACGCAGGCUACAGAAUCUCACCCACCACUCCUGCAAAAAACCUCUCACCUAUGUCUGAGCUAUUGAAGUCCUCAAAUCGUGGUUUAAAGACUUCAAGGAGCAGAGAAUCCUCCAGCUAGUGACCCGUGCCCCAUGCUACAGAGGAAGGCGAAAAACCUCCAGGGCCUCUUCCAAUCUGCCCUGGAGGAAAAUUCCUUCCCGACGCCAAAUAUGGCGAUCAGCUAAACCCUGAGCAUAAGGGCAAGAUUCACCAGCCAGAUACUACAGAAAAUUCCCAACACGGAUCCGCGUCACCAGCGCUGCCAUUCCAAUUCCCUCUCCUGUGGCCACUGCUUCUAGACAUGUGGAGCAGAGCAAACCCAUCUGUCUUGUCCUUACCAAGCGCAGCUCAGUGAUCCCCGGCUGUAUUACACAUGCAAGCGAGCUGCUAAUCAGGCUGAGACAGCAGGAAAGAGAAUGGAGCUGACCUGAGGGGGUGGAUCUCUAUGAAGUUUUCCCUGGGCAUCGUUCCUUCCCUUUACGAGUCUCCUUCGAUCCUGCACAUCCUGAUGGCUUGUUCCUCUGUUGCGCUGUUACUCGCUUGGAAUAACUGCUGGCUUGGCUUUCUUUGCUUCCUUCUCCGCUUUCAAAUAAAGCCGCCGAUUGGCCCCACACUUCGGAAUUCAGAUGAUUAGAUGGGGCCCGUUUUGCAAAAUUCAGAUCCCCAUCCAAGGCUGGAUUUCAGCUUCUCCUGUCCUUACAUCCAGGGACAGUCUGUCUGCGUCUAGUGUUUUGGCACAAGCCCAUCUCCUAAUAAAACCCCACUUCCUAAUUUCUGCCCCUUCUCCUGUGCUCCAACCCCUAAUGGAGGCUUUUGGUGACAAAAGGAAGUUACAUUCCAGGGAAUAAGAACUAAGAAAGCGGGACAAGCAAAGGAACAUGGAAGAGGUUGUGGCAGUGGUGGGGGAAAGCGAAUGGCUGAUUCUUCCUUGCACAUACCAGUGCCCAUUAGAGAGGAGUCCAGCGAGGUGCUGGCAGAAUGCUACCGUCUCUCUCCAGGGGAUGCAGUGGGUGGGUUUGGGGUGGGGGAAGAGUCUUUGGCUGGGAAGAAGGGGCUGGGGGUGAGAUUUGCAUCACCUUCUAAAGCAGGAGCCCUGUCUGCAGGUGUCUCCAAUUCUGCCCGGCUCGCCCCGCCAUGAGGGCAGAACUCGAGUCUUCUUCUCCACUCCAGGAAAUAAAGCAUAGAUUUAAAAUCACAAUCCUAAUAAUAGUACAAAAAACGGUCUUUCUACGGAUGUCUUUUUCAAACGCGCACGGAAACCGUCAGUUUCUACAGCAUCUGUCCGUGAGCCCCAGGGACUGAACCAGAGCAGGUCUGGUCCUUCUGUAAAUAUGGCCAGCAGGCGUUAUACUGUGACAGGUUUUUUUUUUAAUGUAUCGUUGAGAAUGAAUUUUAUGGAAGGUUUUAUGUUAAUUUUAUUUUGUUUUUAUUUUUUAGACUAGGAAGCUAAAAACUCGCAAUAAGCUCAUCUUGACUAUCAACAAUUCCAGCUCCGCUUCCCCUCCCUCCCGACCCCCCCAUUGUAUCUAGACCAGGGAACGUUUCUUAAAGGCAGACGAAAGCACCACAUUUAUACAAGCGUCACCCUCCUCCCUGUCCGUAGGGGCCAGGCUUUGCUUCCCUGGCUCAAACCGAGUAGCCUUGCCCCAGCAGUCAGCCAGUGGCGUAAAGAGGGAAGGGAGGAUGGCCUGGCACCCAGGAGACCAGAUUCUGGUGGGACCUUUGGACCGGAUUCAGCAAGCGACGUAAGCACAUGAGUGGUCCUGGAGGCCAGUGGAACUACUCAUGUGCCCGUGUUUAAAUAACGUGCUGACUCAGCUGGGAUUUUCAAAGGAGCCAGAAGGAUUUUAUGUGCCCAGCUCCCAUGGACAGUCAGUGCCUCCUUUAAAAAUUCCAGCCUGAGUCCCCCAGCUGGUAAGAAUACUUCCUUUGUCUAUCUUGUCUGUUGGGGCUCAAUCCUGGACAGACCAGCUAACCCAGAGCCUGCUUUCAGGGCAAGGAGCUUAGACUGUAAACUCGUUGGGGCAGGGACGAUGAAUGUCCAGCAUCUAACACCAUAAGACCCCCAUCUCGGUUGACUCUCGUAAUAUAAAUAAUCUUGGGACUGCAGGUAGUGCCACAGUGGCAAAAUUGGGCCUUUGGUCUGUGGUAUAUAUGUGAUAUAUCUAUAUAUAGUACAGCGACGGUGAGAGAAUAAAGAAAAAGCAAACAAGGAAGCAGCGUUUAAGUGAAGCUCUAAAUUUAAAAAAUGGGUUUUUUUUGUUUGUUUGGGGGGGUUGGUUUGGUCUGGGGGUUUUUGGUUUUCCAUUCGGGGAUGAACCCAUCUUACGGGAACUGUUUUUCGCUUGUGGGUCUCAGCUCAGCCUAGCUUGGUUCUUAGACAUGCAGCUUUCGUUCUCGACGUCGUGCUGAUGGUAAACCCGAUCCCUUCAUCUGGAGUCUGUAUUUUUUUAUAAUAAAAUAAGAAUAAAUGU